AUGAUCAGCUCGGACAGCCUCGGCAGGCGCGAUAACGUUCGUGGGUUACGCCGCACCUACUCCGGACAACUUGACCCGCUUCGCUUCCAAGCUCCGGAGUCCAUAAUGAUCCGGUCCGAAACACGUUUUCCUGCAUAUCUCAUCGAACUUCCACCAACUUGCAUCUUCCCCUUCUACGGUGACAGCCUCGCCUCUCCAGGUAAAAAGAUACUACACGUUGACCGUAAUGGAUACUAUGGUGGAAGUGAUGCGGGCUUCAGCUUGCAGGAAGUCGACACCUGGGUGAAAGAUUUGCAAAAAGGCAAGAAUUCCUCGCAGCCUUUCGACAACAUACUGACUUUUGUAGGUAGUAGCCAGGUAUUCUCCGAACCUCAACUAGCACACAUUGAAGUGUCUACCGACGACGACGGCCCUCGAUUGGGACCUUCAAGGGCCUACACACUGAGCCUGAAUCCUCAGAUUGUGUAUGCCCGAUCUGACUUCCUUCCCACACUUGUAUCUUCACAAAUACACGCGCAGCUUGAGUUUCUUGCUGUUGGAUCCUGGUGGGUACUGCGAAACAACGAGUUGCGCAAGAUUCCAAGCACAAGAGAAGAUGUGUUCAAUGAUGACACCUUAUCGGUCCGUGACAAGAGGAGUUUAAUGAAGUUUCUGCGCUUCGUACUCCAGGACGAGGAUCAUUCGCCUAUCGAAAGCAUUGAUAGUCCAGAAACUACCCUAAAGCAGACACUCGAGGGCUUCAAGAUUCCCGAAUCCUUGCAUUCGCCGAUCCUUGCAUUAGCAUUAUCGACGCAGCCGUCCACCCUUACCAAUUCUGACCACGCAAUCCGCCGGAUCAGACGGCACUUGCAGUCAGUUGGAUACUUUGGACCGGGCUUCGGAGCUGUGAUUGCGAAAUACGGCGGCAACUCUGAAAUAGCACAAGUUGCUUGCAGAGCACAAGCUGUGGGAGGCGGAGUUUAUCUGCUAGGCUCUGGUAUUCAUAAUAUCGACCAUGUUAAUCAAGAGGAACCCGAAGGCUCUCAACAACCGCCACUCCGUGUCACACUAACGGAUGGCACAAUUGUGCGAGCACAUCGCGUGGUGGGAGGUAUAGACGAUGUACCAAUACCUACACCAGUGCCCUUUUCUGCUGAAGGCGAAGCUACUAUGCUCCAGAGCAUAAGCAUCAUCUCAGAUCCCCUGAGCGACUUGCUCUCACCAACCUCCGACAACGGACCAGUACCUGCUGCUGCCAUCAUCCUCGUGGAGCGCGCCAAUGGCUCUGGACAGCCUCCCAUCUAUUUGCAGGUUCACUCUGAGGAUACUGGCGAAUGCCCUGCUAAUCAAAGUGUUGUCUACGCAUGUAUGCAUUCCAACUCCCAGGAAAAUAAUGCCGUCCUGUACGAUGCUGUUUCAGAACUCAUUGGCGCCGUUGGUCAGAUGAACACGAAGCGAAAUCCCAAGAUACUGUGGCAUCUAUCAUAUCGGACUCGGCUACAUUCCACUGAGAUGGCCCUUACAAGCGAGCCGCUGUAUAGUAAUAGCAACGUUGGUAUAGUAUCGCGCCGCUUCGAUCUCGCCGUGGAGGACGAGAUCACAAAGCCCAUACGUUCGCUCUGGGACGACAUCAUUGGUGCCGAAGCACUCAACCAUCCGUUUCUACUGUUCGAAGAGCGCGGACAGAGCCUUGAAGAUGACAACGACUGA
Molecule: messenger RNA, 1689 nt
Organism: Cyphellophora europaea CBS 101466
Lineage: Eukaryota; Fungi; Ascomycota; Eurotiomycetes; Chaetothyriales; Cyphellophoraceae
Exons: 3
Coding region: 1-1689 (562 amino acids)
Biological process (GO): protein geranylgeranylation; small GTPase-mediated signal transduction; vesicle-mediated transport
Cellular component (GO): cytoplasm; nucleus; Rab-protein geranylgeranyltransferase complex
Molecular function (GO): GDP-dissociation inhibitor activity
Source: RefSeq, a predicted model, not a curated record